Histoplasma mississippiense is the source of this 1305-nucleotide messenger RNA. RefSeq lists its product with no specific name. The coding region runs from base 1 to 1305 and encodes 434 amino acids. The transcript has 3 exons. The record is from RefSeq and is a predicted model, not a curated record. Gene Ontology annotation, molecular function: monooxygenase activity; heme binding; oxidoreductase activity, acting on paired donors, with incorporation or reduction of molecular oxygen. Lineage: Eukaryota; Fungi; Ascomycota; Eurotiomycetes; Onygenales; Ajellomycetaceae.
AUGAGCGCCGUUUCCCUAGCUAGUGAUGGCAAUGGUCAAGCUUGCGAGGUAAACCUUUAUACACUGGUCCGCAACUUUGCCGCAGUAACUGUCAUGUCAGCAAUCAUGGGUGAAGACUUUAUGGAAGCACUUCCAAAUACCCCAGAUGAUAUUCGGACAUUUAAUAAUAAUUUCAAUGCCAUUGUCCUGGGAAUUCAGCGGUGGGUUCCUUUCCCAGGACUUCCCACCUCAUAUCGGUCGCGACGAAGGCUUUUGCAGGGCAUGGAGGCCUUUCAUUCCGCUUUCGAAGUUGCGGAAAAUGGCCACGACCCCGGAUUCGACUGGCGUCAAAUCGAUGAAGCCUCCGAGUUCAUUCAAAGCCACUGUCGAACUUGGAAAAACGCUGGACUAGCCGCUACGUCAAUGGCCUCUGAAAGUCUAGCACUCUUGUGGGCUAUGGACACGAAAUUGAACACAAUCAUAUGUUGGAAUCUCAUUCACAUUUUGGCGGAUGGUCCAACCCACUCUCAGGUCAUGAAGGAAAUUGCUCCGUACUCUCGAGCAGGCAGGCCAAACUCGGGAGAGGCAGGAUUCCAACUACCAGAACCACCGCGACUAUCGCUGGACGCCGAUCGCCUUGUUGAUUCUUGCCCUUUGCUCAAAGCGACAUACUACGAGACUCUUCGCCUACACUCUUGUCCAUUCAACUACCAUAAGAUCACCGAAGAUUUCAAACUCACCGAAUCUGCGGCUGAUGCAAAAAUCGUGAACCGAAAACGGCAAACCUAUGAAUUUAGAAAGGGGGAAUAUAUCGCAAUACCCCAUGCUCUUCACAAUACUGAUUCACACUACUUCGGAGACCCGGAAGAAUUCGACCCGGAAAGGUUCUUAAUGGAAAAGGAUGCGGAUAGCAACAAGCCAUCUGGCAAGGGUGCGACGUCUGAAAAGCGAAAAUCGUCCGUCGCCCAGCCGGGGCUUAAAAUACCAGAGAUAUGGACUGUGGAGAGUGGCGGUGGAGAUACCGUGAGCCAAGAUGGAAAAUUUGCUGAAAGGGUAACGUUGGGAUUCGUCGCUGGUUUAUUGGCAAUGUGGGAUAUUCAGCCGGUCAAGGGUUUCCUAGCCGGAUCACCGUUAGAAACGCAAAUCCGCGGGUGGGAACCGUUCCUUGAAUCAAAUGCUGAGAGCCUCAUCAUAAACAUUGAUAGCGAGACAUUCUCAGAGCCCAAAACACGAAAUACCCUUCAAACCUAUUCGCGACAUAGUAAGGCGCAAAGUGCUGGCGUCAGCUUCGAUGCUAUUUUGGUAGACUACAAGAAUCUGGAUUGA